Molecule: messenger RNA, 1822 nt
Organism: Poeciliopsis prolifica (blackstripe livebearer)
Lineage: Eukaryota; Metazoa; Chordata; Actinopteri; Cyprinodontiformes; Poeciliidae
Product: semaphorin-4E-like
Exons: 14
Coding region: 59-1822 (587 amino acids)
Biological process (GO): negative regulation of axon extension involved in axon guidance; axon guidance; neural crest cell migration
Molecular function (GO): semaphorin receptor binding; chemorepellent activity
Source: RefSeq, a predicted model, not a curated record
UUGGUUUCUCGUAGUUAUCAGACGUAGAUUGCCUUUACAUUUCCACCGGUUAAAGGGUAUGAUGAAGAGUCAGGUAGCGCUCCUUUAUGUCCUGAUCAUUAUGUGUGGAGGAUGGGCCCAAAGCCUGAAACCUCGCCGGAGCGUUUCCUUUUCAGAUGUUAACCUGAAGCUGUUUGAGGAGCUCGACUUUGAUGGUUUGAGCUCCCUGUUGGUGAGAGAAGACAUCGGUCUGCUCUUCAUCGGAGCCAGAGGAAAGGUCAUCACGCUCCGUUUGGAUGACAUCGCUGAAAAGACCAGUGAGACUAAGUGGACGGUGAGUUCUGAAGACAAAUCAAUGUGCCAGACAAAAGGCAGGAGCAUCGAGGAAUGUGACAACUACAUCACGAUGAUGCACACUCAGGAUGAUGGCAAAAUUCUGAUUUGUGGAACCAAAGCAUUCGACCCUACCUGCACACACCUGAUGCUUAAAGGAGGAAAUGUCACCAUGGAACCCACAACUGAGAGCGGCAGAGGGAAAAUUCCCUUCAACCCUGAACAAAAAUUUGCCUCCAUGAUGAAUGGAAACAUGUUAUAUACUGCUGCUUCCAUAGACUUCCUAGGAUUUAAAGAGAUUUUCCAAAGACAUGGGCAGAAUCCCAUAAAGACUGAAGAGAAACAGUCUUGGCUGUAUGACCCCAAGAUGAUUUCCAUACACUUGGCUGAAAUGAAGAAAAUUUCAGAGAACAAUGAGGACGACAACGUGUUCUUGUUCUUCACUGAGAAGGCUGUUGAAGAACGGCACAUGCUGCGACUGUCGAGAGUUGCACGAGUGUGUAAAAGUGACUUAGGAGGACUGAGAACUUUGCAAAGAAAGUGGACUUCUUUCCUGAAAGCGCAUCUGGACUGCCCGUUUGGAGACAAAGGUUCACAGUCUCUGGUGAAGGACAUCUUUCUUCAACGAGAUGAAAGCAACUUGAUGGACAAUGUCUUCUACGCAAUAUUCACCUCAAACUUGAAGCUGUCCAGUUCCUGCAGUCAGUCUGCUGUCUGCACCUACAAGCUGUCAGAUAUCCAGCAAGUUUUCAGAGGGAACUUUCUGACCUUGAGUGAUUCUGGCUGCUGGGUGACGUACAAAAAAGCAGUGCCUAAGCCCUACCCUGGUUCAUGUAUUAAUGAUGAAAUGCGAAACAAAAGUGUGAGGACCUCUCAUGACAUCCCAGACUCAACCCUGAUGUUUGUGAAGGACCACCCUCUGAUGGAGCAAGUUGUGAAACCAAUCACUGGGAGGCCUCUGCUGGUCCGGUCUGCGACCCAGUUUUCAAGAAUUGUUGUUGACAAAGUAACAUCUCUGGAUGGACAGCAGCACAACAUCAUGUUUAUUAGCAACAACUCUGGUUGGCUGCAGAAGGCGGUGUGGUCUGGUGAUGAUGGAGGGCGAAUCAUUGAGGAGUUGCAGCUGUUUCAGGAUCCUCAGCCCAUUCGCUUCCUUCAGCUCUCCUCUAGAAGUGGUCAGCUGUACAGUGCAACUAGAACUGCUGUUGCUCAGCUCAGUGUGAGGGACUGCAGCCGCUACACAUCCUGUGCCGACUGCCUUACUGCCAGAGAUCCAUACUGGCUGGGAUCGUCUCAGAGGCCUGUGUGCUGCUGUUGCUGGUGCUUCAAAACCUCUCCAUUGUCAAAGAAGAUUAUCGACAUCCACCUCACAGUUGACGUGGCACAGUUCCUCCCCUGCUCCCUGACACCAAUCUCCCCAUCAGCUGGAGCUUCUCUGGUAACAUCCUUGAGCCCGGUCCCCGACACAUUCUGCUCAGCCAGGGACUUGUUUAACACCUUCCUUCACUGA